Larimichthys crocea (large yellow croaker) is the source of this 470-nucleotide messenger RNA. Its product is annotated as DDRGK domain-containing protein 1-like. The record is from RefSeq and is a predicted model, not a curated record. Lineage: Eukaryota; Metazoa; Chordata; Actinopteri; Sciaenidae. The transcript is spliced from 2 exons. Bases 114 to 359 code for a protein of 81 amino acids.
AACACCAGAGAAGAAGAAGGCUGGCUUCCGUCAGUAGUCCACAGCUCAGCACUGACGUAGACGUGUAUUAAUAUUUCGUGUGUGCAGUGUUCAUACGUGUUUUCAGCGCAGCCAUGGACAUAGCGCUGUAUGUGGCGGCUGCUGCCGUGCUCCUCGUGCUCAUCGUGUUCGCGGUGAAGUUACGGGGCAAGACUCAGGAAGCUGAUGCGGAGCAGCAGAGAGAUGUUGUCCGGGCUGCGGGGCCCCCUCAGCGGGCAGCAGAGGAGCGAGGAGCCGGUAUGCCCCGCAGGAGGAGGAUGGCUGCGGCGAUGGCCAACAGGCGACCACAGAGAGAAGCUGUGGAACCUGGUAAACACUGAAACAAGUACUCAGCCACACUGUCUUUACACGUUUCAAGUUUAGAGUAAAAUAACAAACAGAUUUAAGAUGAAUAUUAAAGCUGCAAGCAGCGAUGGUCGGGCCCUCGCAGA